GUUUCGUGGACUUUGAUAAUGAGAGUGAUUGCAAGGCAGCAAAGGAGGCCAUGGAGGAUGGUGAAAUAGACGGCAGCAAAGUGACUCUGGACUACGCCAAGCCAAAGGGUGAUGGUGGCUUCCGUGGAGGCAGAGGUGGCGGCGGCGGCGGAGGACGAGGAGGUUUCCGUGGAGGCCGUGGUGGGUUCGGCGGGUUUGGUGGGUUCGGCGGUCGUGGUGGCGGCAGAGGAGGAGGAGGAAGGGGUGGACGCGGUGGACGUGGAGGCUUUGGAGGUGGAAGAGGAGGCGGCGGAUUUGGAGCAAAACCCCAGGGGAAGAAAAUCAAGUUUGAUGACUAAAUCUUUGGUCUAUUUUUUAUGUUUUUCAAUGGACUCUGGCUUCAUCGGUUUUCAGAGCCUUUGGACAUUCCAGAAAACGUCAUAGUUAUAUUUAACUGUAAAGGGGCAUUUUAAGCCCUUUCUAGACCUCCCUCACCUACUCUACCCUCCUGUGCCAGAAUGGUACUUCAGACCUUUUCAGCUUAUGUGCUACAUGUGAGAACUGAAUGUCCCAAAUGCAGACCUGCACCUCUUUUCCUCCUAAGGUUUUUCAGAAGGAGUAAUAUGAAAUAUCUGAAAAGCAAGUUUGUGUAACAAAAAGCUUGUUUUGUCAGAUAUAUUGUGUAAAUUUAAACAGUUUGUAUGUUUUCAUUUUACCUUUUUGUAAAAAAGAAUUUACACUUGUAUCCGUUUUUAUUUUGUUUUAGUUUUCAUUAGUUAAGUUUUACUGUGAAAUGAUUUGUAUUUUCAUGGUUUGCUGAGUAUCUGUCACGGUUCUUUGAUGGGGAUAAGUAGGUUGCGGAUGCAAGGCCACUGUGUAACAAAACAUGUAUUGAUUAAUUUUUUUCUCCAUCUCAAGAUUUUCACUUGAAAUAAAACCUCAUAGGGCAGUCUUUUUAAUGUCGUCAAAAUUAAA
This is a messenger RNA of Poecilia reticulata (guppy), 954 nucleotides long. NCBI's taxonomy places the organism in Eukaryota, Metazoa, Chordata, Actinopteri, Cyprinodontiformes, Poeciliidae. The record is from RefSeq and is a predicted model, not a curated record.